AUGGAUCCAUUUGAUGAAGUUCUAAAGGAUGCUAUACUGCAAUUAGAUAUCCUUAAAGGAUUUUCUGGGAAUCAUAUAACUGAAAACUCAAAGAUUGAUUUUGAUAAUACAUAUCUGGAAUUACAAGAAAUAUUACAAGAUUUAGAACAAGCAAUCAGCAUUUCAGAAUCUAAUCCUGAACAAUUUAACCUUAGUAGCUCGGAUAUAUCAGAACGAAGACGAAUAGUGGCACAGUUGAAAAAUGAACUUGACAAGGUGGUAACGAAUUGGAGAGAUAUUUGUAACAAUCCAAGAAGGCAAAGACAAGUCACCACUAUGUCAAAUCGAAUUUCACAAGAUACUUCACAUAAUGAAAAUCCAUUUUCAGAUACCAAUAGAGUAAACGAUGAAUUUCAACAGUUUCAACAACAAGAAAUGACCCAAAAUCAAGAUUUACAAUUAGAUUCAAUUCAUCAAACUAUGCAUAAUUUAAACCAACAAGCCAUGAUGAUGGGAGAAGAAUUAGAAGAACAAGGGUUUAUGUUGGAUGAUUUAGAUCAAGAGAUGGAUGUAGUUGGAGGUAAAUUACAAAGAGGAUUGAAACGAGUAGCAUACGUCAUUGAGAAGAAUAAGGAACGAGCAAGUGAUUGUUGUAUAGUGUUACUAGUUGUGGCACUUUGUGUCUUGUUGGUAUUACUUAUCGUUUUAUAA
[Candida] anglica is the source of this 690-nucleotide messenger RNA. The record is from the annotation of a GenBank genome assembly. NCBI's taxonomy places the organism in Eukaryota, Fungi, Ascomycota, Pichiomycetes, Serinales, Debaryomycetaceae.